Messenger RNA from Peromyscus californicus insignis, 983 nucleotides. RefSeq lists its product as uncharacterized. NCBI's taxonomy places the organism in Eukaryota, Metazoa, Chordata, Mammalia, Rodentia, Cricetidae. The record is from RefSeq and is a predicted model, not a curated record. Bases 148 to 672 code for a protein of 174 amino acids. The transcript is spliced from 2 exons.
GCCACGCUGCCUAAGAUUGGCAGGCGUGGUGCAGUGGGCGUGGCCUCUCUGAGGCGGGGCUGCGGGGCGUCGGGCCCGUGUUUUGUUUUGGUUUUUCUGAGCGUAUUUUAUUGGUGUGCAUUCGCUGGGAAGUGUGAUGGUUUCGUUAUGACGUUUUCACGCACGAGUAUCACAUGUCGUGGCAAUGCUCGCCCCCGCUGCCCAUCACUUCGGCAGUCCUUUAGAAGAACGUCCCUGUGUGUACCGAACCAAAGGCGAGCAGAGAACGACGCCCAGCAAGGGAGAGCCAGGGGCGGCAAGCGCGAUGUGGUCUUUGAGGAACGGGUUCGAAUCCCGAGCGGGGGCCCAGGUAGCCGUCUUCCCGGAGAGACACCGAACGGGGACCCCUCGGAGGGUGACCUCAGGAUUCCUCCGGAUGACAUUGUGAUCACCAGCUGCAGUGUGUCCCCUGAGUUCCCUGGGUCCCCGUCAUCCCAGCGACCGUGCCCACACACACCUGCGCACGCGUCGUGCCCACACACACCUGCGCACGCGUCGUGCACAGAAAGCCCGGACCUUCCCAUCCCUCUUCCCUCCCAGCCUGGCGUCCCCACCCCGGCUGUCCCCAGACCCGGCCCCUCCACAGGAACCACUGUGGAAACAGGAGUCACCUGUCCGUGGCGCACCAGGUGAUGUGGGAACAACACAUCCUUCAAAGAGUUUAGGUACAGAGUUGGGCUUGAUGGCCUCACCUAAGGUCCCAGCGCGUGGGAGAAUGAGGCAGGGGGAUUGCCCCGAGUUUGAAGUCAGGUUGGGCUACAUAGUGCGUUUGAAGCCCCUGAAACAGGCUACAUGACACCCUGUUUGAAAAACUAACUAAUGCUGGAGAGACGGCUCAGCAGUUUUGAGCACUGGCUGCUCUUCCAGAUGGACCGGGUUCAAGUCCCAGUACCCACAGGACAGCUCACAACUGUCUGUAACUCUAGUUCCAGGGGACCCAACGC